AUGCCAGUUAGGAAUUGUAACACAAGCCUCACCGGAAUCAAGAGUGUAAAGAGUGCCUUUUUCUCCAAAUUCUGUGAGCUUCUGCUGAGAAGAUCUUUCCAUGGGGAGUCUGGUUUAACGGCGGCUGGAACAUUCGCUAGGAUGCGCAAAUCAGGUACCGCCGCCGUUGAUAGUGGGGCUGUAGCUGAGAUCUCAGAAUUAGGGUUUACUGUUCCUGUUAUGGUGGUUCCUUCCGAGGCAAUGAGGAUGGGAGCUGAGGAUUUUGUGCUAGCCAAGUCUGUCGGGGUCCUAGAUAACGUUGUGGCAGAAGAAGCAGGAGAGCCACCAGCUGCGACGGGGGUCACAGGCCGUGAGCUUUUCUCGGAGGAAUUGUUGCUAGAGCUUGGGGAUCCAGUGGGAAUUUCCCGAGGAGGUCGUCAAAAGAUAGAGAUGAAAAAAAUAAAAAACGAGAGCAACCUUCAGGUGACUUUCUCCAAAAGAAGGUUUGGUCUCUUCAAGAAAGCCAGUGAGCUUUGCACAUUGUGUGGUGCAGAGAUUUUGAUGAUUGUGUUCUCUCCCGGUGGGAAAGCGUUUUCUUUUGGCCAUCCUAGUGUUAGAGAACUAAUUCAUCGUUUUCUAAACGUUAACCACAAUUCGCUCAUUCCUCACCAAACAAACUACAAUCUACAGCUUGUUGAAUCUCGUCCGGAUAGAAAUAUACAAUAUCUCAACGAGAUGCUCACGCAGGUGCUGGCCAGACAGAAGAAGGCGAAACAUAAUAGAAUGACAUUGGACAUGGUGAGACAAUCCAGAGAAGAAAGAGGAAAAAGUUGGUAUGAAAAAGAUGUGAAAGAACUCGACCUGAAUGAAACCGACAAUCUGAUAUGUGCUCUUCAAGAUGUGAAGAAGACGUUUGUAAGUGAGAUGUCUGAUUAUCCUCAAUUGAAUGUUUCUCAUCAGAGUUACAUGGGAGAAAGUUUUGUCUUUGGUGGUGGUCGUAAUGUUGAUGAAAUAUAG
Molecule: messenger RNA, 996 nt
Organism: Camelina sativa (false flax)
Lineage: Eukaryota; Viridiplantae; Streptophyta; Magnoliopsida; Brassicales; Brassicaceae
Source: RefSeq, a predicted model, not a curated record